AUGUGCUGCUGCUGUCCGCUGGAAGACUCGGUGCCAGAGCUGGCUACCUCCCAACAGCACACGACAGCCGAAGGUUUCAGAAAACUGUUCAGGAAUUCCAGAAGGAGACAUGGAGAAACAUUCACACAGUUUAGGAAUAGACUCCGCUAUUAUUCCCAGAACUGGUUCCACAUGGAAGGUGCGUGUGAACGGUUUGAGAAUCUAGCUGAUUUAGUUCUCCGUGAGCAGUUACAAAAUGCCUGUGAUUUCCAUUUGGGGCCAAUUGUCGAAGCUAAACCCAGCGACUUGGAGCAGAUGUUCCCAAACUAUGACAAGAUCAUCAAAAACUACACAGAAGAUCUGCAGACUAGCCAGUGUGUCCUGUUGGUUGCUGGUGAGAUGGGGUCAGGCAAGUCCAGCCUGGUCAACCUGUUGCUAGGGAAACAACUGAUGCCCACCAGUGACCUCCGCUGCACUGCAGCAAUCGUAGAAAUCAGCUAUGGGGCUUCACCACAAGCCAUUGCUCACUACAGAGAUGACAGCUCCGGGCGGGCCAAGACUCCCAUCUUGUUCAAACCAGAUUCCCUUGAAAAUCUGGAGUCAUUUUUGAAGAAGCUGGAGUUGGUGAUCACAGCCAGAGACGAGGAAACAGAUGAAAGUCCGUUUGAGAAGGUUCAGCUGCAGUGGCCGCUAGAAAUGUUAGAGGUUAGUCACCUGUGA
Molecule: messenger RNA, 699 nt
Organism: Candidula unifasciata
Lineage: Eukaryota; Metazoa; Mollusca; Gastropoda; Stylommatophora; Geomitridae
Source: the annotation of a GenBank genome assembly